AUGCGCUCAGUUACCAUCUUCGCAACCUGGUGCUCGUGCUUGGUUCUGGCGCUGGCAGCUACCACUGGGACCGCGACGCCCUUCAUUCCCCCCGCAGUCCCACUCGCCGUUCGGUCCCCUUACCUGUCAGCAUGGCUUAACCAAGGGAAGGGCAACGCUUUGAACAACGUUUGGCCUUCUUUUUGGAGCGGAACUAUUUUGGGUUGGGCAGGCUUCGCCAAAGUAGACGGGGUAGCCUAUGGCUGGCUCGGUACGCCUGGGCUGCCGGCGGGUGUGAACUCUACAAAGGCCACGCAGAAGAGCCUCCAGAUUACUUCCACUCAAAGCAUCUUCGUAAUGACUGCCGGCCCGGUCGAUCUUACUAUCACGUUCCUUAGCCCCGUCGAGCCUGCCGACUUUGUGAACCAGUCCCUCCCGUUCUCUUACCUCGCUGUAUCUGCAGCCUCGAACGACGGCCAAGACCAUAACGUUCAGAUAUAUUCUGACAUCAGUGCGGAAUGGAUAUCCGGGGACAAUAGCCUAGAAGCACGGUGGAGUACAACUAUGGGAGACGUCAUCACCCACACAGUCCAGUUGGACGUGCAGCAUGCGUACACGGAAGUCAGCGAUCGUAUUCAGGAUGGCUCUGCUUACUAUUCCACUUUGAACCCUAGCGGUACAGCAUCCUGGCAAUCGGGCCAAGAUAUCGUCGUACGAUCCCAAUUCGUCAAUAAAGGGGUACUCGCAAACACGCAGGACCCCAACUUCCGUGCUGUCUCGGACGACUGGCCGGUGUUCGGUCUCGCUCAUGACUUGGGUGCCGUCAACGCGGCUUCCGCGCCGGUGGUGUUCUCCAUCGGGCAUUACCGCGAUCCGGCCGUUCAGUAUAUCGUGGCGAAUAAUCAGCUUCAAGCGCGGCGUCUUGCGUUCUGGUCGCGGUAUUCAAGCGCCAAUGAGGCAAUCUUGGCAUUUCUCAACGAUUAUACCGACGCUCUAUUGCGGGCCAAUGCUUUCGACGCACAAGUUGCCCAGGAUGCAUCGAAAGUCUCCAAUGACUACGCAUCUAUCGUCGCGCUUUCGGUCAGGCAGACAUUUGGGGCUCUCGAAAUCACGCUUCCGACAGACCUCAACACGUCUGACGUCCUGAUGUUCCACAAAGAGAUAAGCAGCGACGGUAAUGUCAACACGGCGGACGCCAUCUUCCCAGCAUGGCCGCUCUUUUGCUACAUCAACCCCACUCUCGGAAAGCAGCUACUGCUGCCUCUUCUCGAGUACCAAGCUACGGGGCAAUAUCCAAACGACUGGGCUCUUCACGAUGUCGGCUCAAACUAUCCCAAUGCAACUGGGCAUAACAAUGGCGCCGAUACACCCAUGCCCGUCGAAGAGUCCGGCAACAUGCUCAUCAUGGUUCUGAGCUACACCCAGAGGACGAACGACACCUCCCUGAUCGAAAACUACUAUACCCUCCUCGACAAAUGGGCCCAGUAUCUCGUGAGAAACGCGCUGGAACCAGGAAACCAAUUCGACACGGAGAACUGGGAGGGCGCAUCCGCCAACCAGACGAAUCUCGCUAUCAAAGGCAUUAUCGGUAUCAAGGCCAUGUCGGAGAUUGCGGCUAUACAGGGCGACACGGCGAAAGCCUCCGGUUACAGCUCAACAGCGUCGCAGUACGCCCAGCAAUGGGAGAAGCUUGCCACGUCCACUGACGGCACGCACUUGACCCUCAAUUACGGCAAUACUACGAGCUGGGCCCUUGCGUACAACCUCUAUGCGGACAAGCUGCUCGGCACGAACGUGUUCCCGCAGUCUGUGUACGACAUGCAAACCAAGUGGUACAGCAGUCACGCAAAUACUUACGGGGUACCACUGGAUAGCAGGAAUACUUUGACAAGCACCACCUGGCAGAUGUUCGCCGCAGCCACGGUUACCGACGACGCCGUCCGCGACCUGUUGGUCAGCUCCGUCCUCAAGUACGCCGCGGCUGGGAACACGUCCCAGCCGCUCGGCGAUUGGUACGACACAAUAGCUAGCACGCUGUCGAAGACCAAUCGGGCAGAAGGAGCCGUUGGUGGCCACCUCGCACUAGUAUGGACGGCUUGUCAACCUGUGUCUGCAUACCCCUUUUAA
Messenger RNA from Trametes versicolor FP-101664 SS1, 2106 nucleotides. Its product is annotated as DUF1793-domain-containing protein. The coding region runs from base 1 to 2106 and encodes 701 amino acids. Gene Ontology annotation, biological process: carbohydrate metabolic process. The record is from RefSeq and is a predicted model, not a curated record. Lineage: Eukaryota; Fungi; Basidiomycota; Agaricomycetes; Polyporales; Polyporaceae. The transcript has 20 exons.